This is a messenger RNA of Carassius auratus (goldfish), 783 nucleotides long. RefSeq lists its product as uncharacterized. The record is from RefSeq and is a predicted model, not a curated record. The transcript is spliced from 3 exons. NCBI's taxonomy places the organism in Eukaryota, Metazoa, Chordata, Actinopteri, Cypriniformes, Cyprinidae. Bases 52 to 654 code for a protein of 200 amino acids.
CCUUCAAGUGGCUUCUAGUACACCUGGCUGGCGUACAGUCCGAAAAUUUUAAUGAACCUCGCCCCGGCCGUCAGAAGCAUGUUCCCUGCCAUAAUCUGCGGCAAGCGUGCUGUGGACAGGAGUGUGGUCAGCCUGAUGAGCGACCGACUCAACGCUGUCUCGAUGAGCAAGGUGCAGAGGCUGCUGCAGCAGGGCCACGUUGAGUGGUACGUGGAGCGUCGGGACCUGUACCAGACUCUCCUGUACGAUGCCCACACGUCGGCGGCUGGAUCGUCUUCAUCUCAGCAAGGCAUCCUGUCGUUUGCCAGAGCAGCCGGCACUUACACCCCUCCCAUCGCCCCGUCUCCCCUUCCGUCUGCUCGGGUCCUGAGGCGUGCACACCUGAUUCUGGAGAUGGAGAAGAUGCCCGUGUACAGGGACCAAAUCCUCAGUACGACUGGGGAAAUCUUGUGCAUCGACGGCACGAGGAAGAUUCUCAAGAAGAUCUACGGCGACGGCCAGGGCACCAUGCAGUACGUCACCAGCGUGCUGAAUGAGUGGGGUCAGUUCUUGACCACAGUGGUGGUGGCAUCCGAGUCCGAGGGCUGCUACGCACGCAUGGCCAGAGGUCUGGUCGCCCGCUUUCGCCGUGCCAACGCUCCUGCUCCAAAGUGACAGCGGUUCGUCGUUUUUGGAGAAUCUGUUUGGUGACUGGGUGAAGUGGGGUACCGUCAUCAGGCUGGACAUCCGCCACUGGCUGCACCGCUGGGACGCUGUCGUGAUCAAGCAGAGCCACGCCAAGUA